UAUAUCGAUGGCCACGCGUGCAAUGAGAAGACUCGUGGAAACCUAAUCAGCCACCGGCGGCACCGUCUUCCUCUCCAUCGGCGAAUGGCGGCGGCAGCAAUGUCUUCCUCAGCGGGCUCAUCGUUGGUGGGCUAACGUGAGUGGUAGACGAAUGUCCUCUGAUCAGAUGAUUAGUUGAAUGUUUUCAACUUCCUUUUGGUUGGAAGCAGAUACAGAAAAUAUAUUAGUUUGGGUGCCCCUGAUUUGAGGUAGAAGAGGAAGCUGAACAUAGAGCAGGCAGCAAUAAGACUACUUUUCUUGUAUUUUUCUGCAAACAGUACGUGAUACUGCUUCAAAAGAUCAUGUUUUUGGUGCAAAAGAGGCUCUUUCGCUGUCUCCCAAGUAACAAGUCCACUAUCCAUCUUUCCUCCCAUCAACUUUGCAGUCUGUUUAACUUCUCCACUGCUAAAGACCAAAGUUCAGAGCAUAGUUCCAACUUUAUUGUGGUCGACUCCCUUCAUUCAUGUGAACUUUCCUCAGAGAAGGCUGCAAAAAACUCCAAGUAUCACACCUGUCACAAAAAUUCUUCGAGUCUUACCAUUGAGUUCUUUAAGCAGAGCGGUUGGAGUGAUGCACAAGUCAUGAAACUUAUCCAGAAGUCACCGCGGUUGCUGCGUACUAAGGUAGAAACUGUCCUGAAGCCCAGAAUGAGAUCUUUGAAGGACAUGGGAUUUUCUGACACUGAAAUAGUUCAGCUAGUUUCAUCAUGUCCAUCUGUACUAAUACGCGAUAUCCAACCGAAGAUCAACUUCUGGAGGUCACUACUUGGUUCUAAUGAGAGGUUACUGAAAGCCUCUAGGAGGAACAUGUUUCUACUUACUUCUAGCUUGGCUCGGAAGAUAGAACCUAAUAUAUCUCUCUUAAGGGAAUGUGGCAUCAGUGACAAACGCAUCGCGUAUAUGGUGGUGACAAAGCCGACCAUUAUUGGUCGAUCAAACAAAUAUAUAAAGGAAGCUAUCAAAUAUGUUGAGGAGUUGGGUGUGCCAUGUAACUGUAGAAUGUUCCCUUAUGCACUUAGUAUAGUCACUGGCAUGAGCCGAUCCAGGUUUGAUGAUACCUUUGCAACCCUGAUGAACUUUGGGUUAUCCCGGCAAGACGUCAUUGCUGUAUUCAGGAAGCAUCCAACCAUUUGGGUUUUGUCAAAGAAGAACAUAUGUGACAAGAUGACUUUCCUGAUGAAGGAAGCUGGUUGUGAGCUGACAUAUAUCGUUUCCCAUCCUGUGUUUCUUGCAUGCAGCUUGGAGAAGAGGUUGAAACCUCGAUAUGAAAUUCUGAAUUUUCUUGAGCAGAAUAAAUUGCUGGAUAAAGUAUAUGGCCUGCUGUCCCUGAUAACGUUAUCUGAAAAGAAGUUCCGUAAGAAAUUUCUUUUCCUGCUUCGUGAGGAGAAAUCUAUUGCUCUGUAUGAUUCCUAUUUGAAAUCUGUUGCUCUAUAGGAUUCCUAUGUUGCUGCUGGGCAUGGAAAGCACCAUGUUGUUUGGGAAAAUUAGGAUUGCAUGUGCUCCCUCAGACAAAGUGUGAACUUAUUGCACACUUAUUUAAUCAUGUUAAAUUUGUGACAAUUUAAAUUCUCCAAGGAGCUUCUUUUUCUUU
Musa acuminata subsp. malaccensis (wild Malaysian banana) is the source of this 1629-nucleotide messenger RNA. NCBI's taxonomy places the organism in Eukaryota, Viridiplantae, Streptophyta, Magnoliopsida, Zingiberales, Musaceae. The record is from RefSeq and is a predicted model, not a curated record.